This is a messenger RNA of Lucilia cuprina (Australian sheep blowfly), 1984 nucleotides long. RefSeq names its product putative leucine-rich repeat-containing protein DDB_G0290503. The record is from RefSeq and is a predicted model, not a curated record. The transcript has a single exon. NCBI's taxonomy places the organism in Eukaryota, Metazoa, Arthropoda, Insecta, Diptera, Calliphoridae. Gene Ontology annotation, biological process: regulation of cilium assembly. The coding region runs from base 143 to 1747 and encodes 534 amino acids. Gene Ontology annotation, cellular component: centrosome.
UCGACACAAUCGAUUAUAGAACUCUUACAUGUUUUGUGUUAGAAAAUAAAUUUUGUGUGUGUUUUUUUUUCUAUUUUGAAAUAAAACUAACAAAUUCAAGUCUUAUCGUAAAUUGUUGAGCAAAAUUUUUUACAACCAAAUAAUGGCGCAUCAAAAUCCAAAGUUUCAAUCUAAAUUAAGUGCAAACAAACCAACACCUCAGCCAAAUAUAGAGAAAAAACAAAAAUUUUUCACCUACUGCAGUUCGAAAAGGGAAAGUACGGCUGAUAUGGGGCCUUCGCUUAAGAACAGUUAUGAACAGUUUAAAAAAUACAAUAGUCCUAAUGAGGAUUUCGAAGAAUUUGAUGCUGAGACACAACUACCGCCGCCGCCUUUGUCUAGGGAUAAUUUUGGUAAAACUAAAAGAAAAUUGAAAAGACAGGAUAUAAGUUCAAAACUGAAAGAUGAAUUACAAAAGUAUCGGAAUGAACUUAAAGAAUAUACAAAUAGUACAAAAGAUUUGCAAGAAAAGUAUUUGAAAAUAAAUUCAGAAUUAAAUGAAAUGAAACUGAAACAUAUUAGACUUAUUAAUAAGCGAAAUUUACCUUGUGGAGAUUUUGAGACCUAUUCAGAUAGUAGCAGUUCUACGGGUACCGUAUAUUCUCUACGCAGGAAAUGUACACAAAUAUUUAAUCGUAGCAAAAGUUUUCUAGUAUUAAAUGAAAAACCACUUCAAGAAAUUCUAUUUAAUUCCCAUAAUAAGGAUGCGAAAAAUAUUGAAACUGUCGAGGAGAAAUUUCAACAGAUAUUGGCUAAUAAAGAGAAUCUAAAAUCGCUUCAUACUAACAACAAUAACGAUAAAGAUUUGCAAAAUGUUUAUAUGGCUCUCAAAACCGUUAUGGAUGAUCAAUCAAAAGCACAGCAAAGCUCUUCGGAAAUCUUUUCGCUUAAAAAUACCAUAACAAAGCUACAAGAUGAUAGUGAUCGUUUCUGUUCUAUUAUAGAAGAACAAAAAAAUACCCUAAGCGAUUAUCGCACACGUUUCGCUCAAGCCCAACAGUUAGUUCAACAGCAGCAGCUUGAAAUUGAGAAAUUAAAUUCCAAUAAUCAACAAUUAGAAACUGACGCCUCUAUUAUCAUAGAUCAGUUAAGAAAUCGAAUUGAAACCAAACUAAGAGAUUUAGAAUUUCUAACAGAUGUAAUGCGUGAGGAACGACUUAAAAAAGAACGUGCUCUCAAAGAAAAUUCUAAACUAAAUGAACGCUUAGAACUUAUGCAGGUCGAAGCAAAUCAAUUAAAACUUAAAUUAGAAGAAAUGAGUCGACGUAAACUUUCCACGCUAACACGUUUAAAAGUAACCGAAAGAGAUUUAAAAAUAUUCAAAGAUUAUAAUACGGCCUUAAAGCAAGAAAAACGUAAACUUAACGAAAAGAUGAAAAUCAUGAGCGAACAAUUGGAAACAUUACAGAAUGCCAAUAAGCGUACAAUGAAUCGUCAACGUGAGCAAAAUGAGAAACAGCGAAGAGAAUUACAAAAGAGAAUUUACGAUCUUGAAAUGAAACUUAAUCGUAGUCAAAAUUCUACCUCAAGUUUGAUACAAGAACGUGAUAGUCUUAUAGCAGAGCUACAGAGUCAACUCAAUAGUUUAGUGCAUAAUUUUGAGGUUUCUCAAAAGCAUAUACGGGUAUUGAGAAGGCAUAUUUAUACAAUGUGUGGCAGCAAUUGUCGUCAGUCGAUCAUACGUAAUCGUGUUAUGGGAGAAUCAUAGUUUUAUUUUCUAUUUUUUUUUUUUUUUUUAAUUAAAAAUUUCUUGUAUAAAAUGGAAGUAAACCUUUUUUUCUAAAGGUUUAAUUGCAUUUUAUUAAAAAAAUUUUUUUUACAAAAAAUCAUAAUAGAAAAUAAAAUUUGUUUUUGUUAAGAUGUUUAAAUUAUUGUUGUAAUAAAUCGUCAUACAAAGAAAAGAGAGUUAAUUUGACAAAACAAAAAAGUCGAAACAUAGUAAUCA